Pygoscelis adeliae (Adelie penguin) is the source of this 1362-nucleotide messenger RNA. It is a transcript of the gene OSR2, whose product is annotated as odd-skipped related transciption factor 2. Gene Ontology annotation, molecular function: DNA-binding transcription factor activity, RNA polymerase II-specific; RNA polymerase II transcription regulatory region sequence-specific DNA binding. NCBI's taxonomy places the organism in Eukaryota, Metazoa, Chordata, Aves, Sphenisciformes, Spheniscidae. Gene Ontology annotation, cellular component: nucleus. Gene Ontology annotation, biological process: regulation of transcription by RNA polymerase II; embryo development; urogenital system development. The transcript is spliced from 2 exons. The record is from RefSeq and is a predicted model, not a curated record.
CCUCUCGAAAGCCCAGCAGAGGCACCAGCUGCACCGCCGGCCUGCGCCCGCCCCGGGAAAAUGGGAAGCAAGGCUCUGCCAGCCCCCAUCCCGCUGCACCCGUCCCUGCAACUCACCAACUACUCCUUCCUCCAGGCUGUGAACACCUUCCCCGCAGCUGUGGACCAGUUGCAAGGUCUGUAUGGACUCAGCGCCGUGCAAACCAUGCACAUGAACCACUGGACACUGGGCUACCCCAAUGUGCAUGAAAUCACCCGCUCCACCAUCACGGAGAUGGCGGCCGCCCAGGGCUUGGUGGACUCCCGCUUCCCUUUCCCCACGCUCCCCUUCGCCACGCACCUCUUCCACCCCAAGCAAGGGACCAUCGCCCACGUCCUCCCGGCCUUGCACAAGGACAGGCCCCGCUUUGACUUUGCCAACCUGGCCGUGGCCGCCACGCAGGAGGACCCCCCCAAGGUGGGGGAGCUCGCCAAGCUGAGCCCCGGACUGACGUCGCCCCUGUCGGGCAUCAGCAAGCUGUCCCCGGACAGGAAGCCCUCCCGCGGCCGCCUGCCCUCCAAGACGAAAAAGGAGUUCAUCUGCAAGUUCUGCGGCAGGCACUUCACCAAGUCCUACAACCUCCUCAUCCACGAGCGGACCCACACGGACGAGCGGCCCUACACCUGCGACAUCUGCCACAAGGCUUUCCGGAGGCAGGACCACCUGCGGGACCACCGGUGAGGCACCACCGCGCCCGGGGCCGGGUUUGUGAAGGAUUAAUCCUUUGCUUGCUUCAAAUCUGAACAGGAAUCUCCACACAAAUGCCCCACAUGUGGAAGAACCUUUAAUCAAAGAAGUAAUCUGAAAACUCACCUUCUUACCCAUACAGACAUCAAGCCCUACAACUGUGAGCAGUGCGGCAAAGUGUUCAGGCGAAACUGUGAUCUACGGCGGCACAGUCUAACUCACACCCCGCGGCAGGACUUCUAGAGCAGCCAGGGACCCGCGCCCGCUCCGGCAGCUCCAACUUGCCCACUUUACUCAAGGACUGUGUUGUAGGAACUCACAGACGCGCGCGCACACACACUCACACACACACACGGAGACACACACGCAGACUCGGGGCCAAGCUUUCCUACCACACGUCUGCGAAACUCGUUUUGAGAGUGCGGACUGCAGGAUCGGGCCCCUCUCCAACCCACGCCCCGGCGUAAAGCUCAUCUUGUAGAUACUCGCGGCUCAUUUUAGAGCUCUGUACAGAAUGUGGUUUUUCUUCGUUUGUUUGUUUCGUAUCGUCGUGUCAGAUGCACAUCGGUAACAAAUCGGGGAGGCAAAGUAUCUCUUAAAAGUGUAUUUCAAAAUAAAUCCUUUUUUUUUUCCAAA